AUGCAGCAACAACCUCGUGUGCAGCUCUCGUAUCAAUCGGCGACCAAGCCGUCGGAAUCUCCGCAAUCGAAGACGCGUCGUGCAAGAAUGGAGGUGUAG
Phytophthora nicotianae INRA-310 is the source of this 99-nucleotide messenger RNA. RefSeq lists its product as hypothetical. The coding region runs from base 1 to 99 and encodes 32 amino acids. The transcript has a single exon. The record is from RefSeq and is a predicted model, not a curated record. Lineage: Eukaryota; Oomycota; Peronosporomycetes; Peronosporales; Peronosporaceae.